This is a messenger RNA of Alligator sinensis (Chinese alligator), 4972 nucleotides long. RefSeq names its product ETS homologous factor (gene EHF). NCBI's taxonomy places the organism in Eukaryota, Metazoa, Chordata, Crocodylia, Alligatoridae. Gene Ontology annotation, cellular component: nucleus. The record is from RefSeq and is a predicted model, not a curated record. Gene Ontology annotation, molecular function: DNA-binding transcription factor activity, RNA polymerase II-specific; sequence-specific DNA binding. The transcript has 9 exons. The coding region runs from base 129 to 1025 and encodes 298 amino acids. Gene Ontology annotation, biological process: cell differentiation; regulation of transcription by RNA polymerase II.
CACUCCUGUGAGGCUUUUGAAGUGAUAACCCAGCACCUGUGUUUACCUAACCCUGCUAUUCUCUAGGCAGUCUUUUCAUUGUCUCAGCUAAAGGAUUUCCCCUCCAGAAUCAGCAGCUAAAUGAGAUCAUGAUUUUGGAAGGAACUGGCAGAAUGAGUAUCAGUUCCAGCAGCAAUCUACUCCACCAGCAGCCGUCCUGGACAGAGGGAUACCCAACAUGUAAUGUGUCUAGCAGUUUCUAUGGAACUCAGUGGCAUGAAAUUCAUCCUCAGUACUGGACUAAGUUCCAGGUUUGGGAAUGGCUACAACAUCUCCUUGAUACCAACCAGCUGGAUGCCAACUGCAUACCUUUCCAGGAAUUUGACAUCAAUGGUGAACAUCUGUGUAGCAUGAGCUUGCAAGAAUUCAUCCAGGCAGCUGGGACAGCAGGACAGCUUCUUUACUCCAACCUCCAGCAUCUAAAAUGGAAUGGUCAGUGUGGAAGUGAUAUGUACCAAUCACAUAAUGUCAUUGUUAAAACAGAACAAACAGAUCCAUCAUUAAUGGCAUUCUGGAAAGAAGAGAAUUAUCUGUAUGACAGUGGCUAUGGUAGUACCGUAGAUUUAUUGGAUAAUAAAACUUAUUGUCGUGCCCAGAUUUCUGCAACCAGUCUUAGUCAACAGUCUAUUGAGUCCUCUGAUGGAAAAAAAACACAAGAUCAUCCUCCAAAGUCCCAUGCAAAGAAGCACAAUCCUCGAGGGACUCACCUUUGGGAAUUUAUCCGAGAUAUUCUUCUAAAUCCUGAAAAAAACCCAGGUUUAAUAAAGUGGGAAGACCGGUCUGAAGGUGUCUUCCGGUUCUUAAAAUCUGAAGCCGUCGCUCAGCUGUGGGGAAAGAAGAAAAAUAAUAGCAGCAUGACUUAUGAGAAACUCAGCCGGGCUAUGAGAUACUACUAUAAAAGAGAAAUCUUGGAGCGUGUGGAUGGCCGAAGAUUAGUAUAUAAAUUUGGAAAGAAUGCCCGUGGCUGGAGAGAAAAUGAAAAUUAAAGAUAUCAACUAAUACAACAGUUAAAACUUCUGGACGUAAAUAUUUCAAAGACUGUUUUGUUUUAUUUAUAUACCAAAAUGGGGGAAAUUCUACUUUUAAUGGAAAGAAGGAACAUUAUCAUUAUUCAUGUUAAAAUUAUUUGAAGUAUGUCCUGUAUGGGGAAAAAAAGUACACAGUUUUCUGUGAAUUAUAAUAACAUUAUAGGAUUGUGAUUACUUUUCCCUUCUUGCAAAGUUUUUUUAAAAUGCAGGAGUAAUGUGAUUUAUGACAACGCUGUGAGCCAUGCACGUUAAAGGGAGGGGAAAAUCACAGGGCAUUAUACACUUUUUAUGAGCAAAGGAAUUUAGAAGAAGGCCGCCUGAUUUCUGCACAUGAGAAAAAUAAUUCCCAAUGUUAUUUAGCUCUCUGUAAAAACUUAUAUGUGAUUUGGAUCGUGUCUCUCAAGUGUGGCAUGUCUGUGGUGUAUGGGGUAUGAUACAGAUGCAUGCGUGCAUGUACCUGGAAGAUACCUGCCUCAUACAGUUAUCUCACAACAGUUGUACACUCUGGUGUGAAUUUUGCACUUAAGAUAUGAACUGUGCAUAGAUAAAAUAGUAGGCCUCUCUGAGCCAUGUGAUUUUGUUCUGUAAUUAACUGAGUUUUAAUUUCUGUUGGCCAAUAACAUUUAUUCCAUCACUCCUAUGAUUUUCUUAGUUGCAAUACUGCGAGCUUCCAGUUGCUUCAGUUAAUUUGUGUGAUGGCCUUAUCCUUGGCUUUACCUGGCAGUAACUGAAGCUGGGUGCAGAGACACUAUUAGGUGUUUAUGAGUGUUUCUUUGGAGAACCCAUGCAAAUCCCAGAUUCAUACCUUUCUUUAUCAGUACAAAUUUAAGACAUUAUCCUGCAGGAUGCCAAAGUGUCUGUUCCCUGCUGCCAAGUGCCCCCUGUUAACUCCACUGGGCACUCACCAUAUCCAAGGAUAAUGACACUAGAUUUUUAACUACUUUUGGGUGACUGAAAGAGGGAAUAUGUCAUAUUGAAUAAAGGCCAUAAGAAAGAGAUUCUGUUCUAACUCCCAAACUUAUUUAAGAGGGCCAAGUGUUCAGUUUUUUAUCUAGGAUCAGAUACAUCAAAGGUAACAAGAUCCAAGUAGAAAUGGAGAAGGUGUGUUUUCCAAUAACAUUUUAAAACAUUCGAGAUAAAAGAAGCAGGUGAUGAGCUAAACAAGCACUUGAAGUGCGCUGUUAGAAAGAAUGCAGACAAGAUCAUUUGGUGUGGGAUAAAUGAGAGGAGAGCAUCCCAAAUUCCCCGAGUCAAAUGCCCUGUGCUCCAAUUCCUUUGGGCUCCAGCUGGUAGGCCAAGGCUCCCAUGAAAAAGUGCUUUAAGAAAUCCACAGAGAAAUACAAAGCCCCUUUGCAUUUACAUUGUGAGUUCUCCUUGUUCUCCUCGGUAGUAAACAUAUCAUGCAGAGAGUGAAUGUGAUCCAUUAUUUCUCAAGGUAUAUCUGUGGUGAUUCUGAGGCCACAUUCAGAAAACAAGCUCCACUGACUCUCUCUACUGCUCUGAAUACAUCUUGUGCCAAAAAUUGUCAGGUAGUCAUUUUUUUGCACAUGUCCAGGGACACUGUCAGGAUUUCAGUCUUUGCUAUGCUCCCAUGAGUAUCCCUGGGCAUGCCUGACAUGGUUCUAAUAGCCACCACACAACUUUUUUUUUGGCAUGUAGCAUGUGAGCCGGACUGAAUGAGUGGGCCAAGCUUAUUUCUUGGCAGUAGUCUUGGGAUAGCUGCAGAAGUGGUAUAGACACUGUUAAUCAAAAUUUCUCUGCAAUGAAUCAAAACAUUCAGAAUGUGGGGGACUAAAGGAAAGGAAGGCAGUGGCACAGUAGGUCAUUUUGAUGGUUGGGGAGUGUGAGUCUAGGGGCCAAUUCAAGAUGAUGAGGGAAGUGAAAAAGAGAUCAAUUCCAAUCAACAUAGUUUAGAGAUGGGGAGUUUAUAAAAUCUUAUCAGUGAUGAGAGCAUGCCAAAAUGGUCACACUCGAACAGCAAUGGCCAUAUAGAUGCAAGAACUUUUGGAACAAGAGCAGGAAAAUAUUAAAUGGUUAAAUGUGUCCAGCCAAUAUCUUCCUCCACAGGAAUCCACUGUAUUUGAAUCCAAUCUGGCUUGAAAUCAAGUUAGAGUUCACAAAGAGGUAUGAGUGCAACCAAUUUCUGCUUUGAAAGGAAGAAUGUUGUAAAAGAGUAUAGAGAUGAAACCAAGAGAUAAGGAAGACUCAGUAUAAAAGCCAUCAAAUGUGCUUGGCAACACUUUGCAGACAAAAACAAGCUCCCAGUUUGUUACCUAUGCACGUAACACAUGUCAAAAAACACCACCUACUACACAACAUGUGCCAGGGCUGUCACCAUGAUUUAUCCAUACGUGACAAUUUUUGCUUUUUCAUAAGCUGGUUUGGGAGAUGUUUGCUUUAUUUACAAAUUGAGUCAUGAGACUUCAGAAUUCAAAGCAACCUUUUUCUUAGGACAUACCUUUCAUUUUCAGACUGAAUGUUUUUUCUAGCACUGAGUGUUUGGUUUUGCUCAGUUCAUUCAUGUCUUCUGUUUUUAAGUUUGAUAAGUAGUAUUCCAUCCUUUUUCUCCUGACGUGUAGUCCCUAUAACUAAUAACCACAGGGCUACUACCGCAGGGCUACUACUACCCUGGUACCUUUUAGUUGGUUCCAGAAACCCUCAGCAUCACACGAAGCCCUCCACUUCAUGCUGUUUGCCUUCUGGCAAUUUCUUUAGAUAAAGCAUACUUAGGAGACAGCUUCAUCCUAUUAAAGUAAAUGAGAAAAUUACUAUGGACUUAUAGAGGGCUCAGAUUUCACUUUUGCUCAUUCUUGGGAGGCAGUAGGUGCUUGGUAGCAAUACUGCUAUUGUACUCUGUCUCAGGUUAAAACACAUCUCACAGCAGCUGAUUGUAAUAAUGUUUUCGAGUUAUGUUUCUUCUCAACAAACUUCAUGGGAUAUAAAAACGAACUUGUAAUAUACUUUUGUUACCCCUUCAUUAUUUUCAGCAGCUAGACCUAUUUGGAAAUUCUUUGGGAUUCUUUACCACAAAGCAUGUGAAUUAUUAUUGUAAAUGAGUAUAUUUUAUAAAGUUGAACUUCACUUGGCAAAGACUUGUAUAGUAAAGAACUGUAUUUGAGAGAAUGAUUUAUCUUACAGUUCCUUCGCGGGCAUAUUUAUCAAUAGGUGAGGAUCAGGAAAGCAAAUAUUGUCCAUUAUUUUUAAGCUUUUCAGAGUGGGAAUUUAUCAUUUUUCUUUAUAGCUUGAAUGGGAACCAGCUGGCAUUUACUUUGCCUUACAAAUAUGUUAUCUUUUGCCUAAAACAGAUAAAGUGGAUUAUCUAAAAUUGUAAUUCUUGCCAAGUACAAAUGCAGCCAGGCAAAGGUGAACCUUUUUUCCAGUUCUAACCAAAGGGAGAUAAUGAAGAUAUUAAUGUUUAUGUAAAUUGCUAUUUAAAUGAAAAGCAUUUCUGAUUGCUCUUGUAUUUUGUAUUUCAAAGUCUGAGCAGUCACAUUUUAGAUGUAUAUUUUAGGUUAGCAGCUGCUGAACUGCUAACACCCUAUGUAUAUAUUUGUAUUGUACCAUAAUUUUUCAUAUAUACAAAGUCUUGAUAGGAAAAAUAUUAUACUAUAUUUGUAUAGCUGCCUGCAAAUCAAAUGUCAAAGGUGUUGUAAGCAUAAAGCUAUAUUUUGUGUAUGUUAUUAGAGCAAGUUGCUUAAAGAAACAUCCUGAAAACUGUACAUAUGUUAGUAAAUUGGAAAUACAUUACAGCAUUUAGCUACAUUUUCAUCUUUCUCUUUUCAGCAACUUGCUUAAUACCAGCUUCCCUUUUAUCCCACCUCAUUGUACAAAAUGUGGAAAAACACAGUAUGUGUUCAGGUAUUUUGGUGUUUGUAUUACUAAUCUCAGAAUAAAAAACAUAUGGA